AGGCAUUCCGGCUCAAAGUUUGCCGGCUCAGCGACGACGCUGGGCCCAGCCGGCUGUGGUUGUGCCGACUGCCCAGGCGCCAAGUCCAAACCCAUUGUUGGCGCCAUGGCCGCAGUCGCCGCCAGCCCAGGCAAGGCCGACGACGACGACUUUGCCUACAAGAGGGGCCAGAGAAUCGUGAAGCUCAGGCACAAGAUGAUGGCCGCAGGGGCCCUCACGUCUCAGACCAGACAGACGGUCAGAGCCACGAUGAGGUACCAGCCCCCAGCGAGAGAGGAUGAGCAAGAGGGUCACCGCCUGGGACGAGGAGGGGCAGGCCCACGACCCCCUUGCUGGCUCCCACGGGGAGCACGGCGAGGCUGGACGGGUGGCCCCCGCGUCGGGCUACGCGGCCGAGCAGUUCGAUCUGUUGUGCGGCCUGUUCUCUGGAUGGGUCAACGUGCUUUUAGUGGCACGGUGGCGGAUUCCAAUCGGUCAGGUUUGCCGGCAUCUGGAGUGCGAUUCGGUCAUCGUGUUCUCCACGAAUUUUCUUGCCAUCAUCCCGCUGGCCAGCCUGCUGGGAGGAGCGACGGAGGCCCUGUCCGAGCACACGGGCCAGCUGCUCGGCGGGCUCCUGAACGCCACCUUCGGCAACGUGGUAGAGAUGAUUAUGUGCGUCCAGAGCGUCAGGGCGGGGCUCAUCUCGGUGGUGCAGGGGAACCUGUUGGGCUCCAUACUCUCCAACCUGCUCCUGGUGCUGGGCAUGGCCCUCGUGGCCUCCGGCAUCAAGCGGAAGAUUGCCUCAUUCAACUCGCAGGGCGCCGCCGCAAACAUGACCUGCCAGCUGGUGGCCUCCAUCAGCGUGUGCCUCCCCACAAUGUAUGACACGGUGCACGGGGCGACUGGUGAGGAGGUCUUGCAGAUCUCGCGGAUAUGCAGCUUGCUCCUGAUAAGCCUCUACGGCCUUUUUCUGUUCUUCAUGCUCCAGACGCACUCCGAGCUCUUCGCGGACGAGGGCGCGGAGGAGGAGCCCGGGCAGGGCCUGAGUCCUUGGCUCUGCGUCGCGCUCUUGAUAAUCCUCACCAUGAUGGUGGAGAGGAGCUCGGACGCCCUGGUGGACGUCAUCGAGGAAUUCUCUAACAAGUACGGCAUUUCCAAGGCGUUCAUCGGCGUGAUCCUGUUGCCCAUCGUCGGCAACGCCGCGGAGCACGCCACUGCCGUCACCGCCGCCUACAACGGCAUGAUCGACCUGGCGCUCGGUGUUGCGGUCGGCUCCUCGACGCAGAUCGCGCUCUUCGUCGUGCCCGUGUCCGUGAUCUUCGGUUGGAUCUACGGACAGCCCAUGGACUUGAAUUUUACCGUCUUCGACACCGUGUGCCAGAUGCUCACGGUGUUCUUGGUAUCGCAGGUCCUGCAGCAUGGCACCACCAACUGGCUGCACGGAGCCAUGCUCAUGUCGGUAUAUUUCUUCAUAGCCAUCGAGACGUUGUACAUUAUGGAACCCGCGCGGGCGUAGGUUCACAGGGCGACUCUGCCCCGUCCGUUCUCCCCCCGUUCCCCAUCAAUCCUUUCUCCCUCCUUAAUCAUGAUAUUAAUGCAUCCCAUCCUAGUCAUAUCCAUGCUGUUCCUGCUCCUGACAUGUUCCGUUCCUCGCUUGCCCUUCUUCUGUCUCACCGAGCAUGAUCGACCUGUAUGUAUGUCGUGGCAGCAAUCGACAUUUUGCGGUACAGCUUGUCGCGGAUAUGUGCCAAGCCUCAGCCGAGAAAGGCAGCAGUUCUAGAUAUGGUUUUAUGCUGGCAGGCAGUUGCACUGUUGCGGAGUACUUUGUUUUGAAUCGUUUCGUUCAUUCCACCGGCCCAUUUCGCACCGCGGUGGCUGCAUGGUCGUGUGCUCGUACCCAUGGGGAACGGUGGGGCAGGCAGGAUUACGUUCAAUGAGAAGACAAUUGUACCAUGCAUUAGUUGUUUGGUUUGGGGCAUCGCCUUGCUUCGCUGGGUGCUUCCUUGGGCGCCCCUAAGGGCUUUCGUGUGGUCGCCGUGCUUGUCUUGGGAGCAUAUGUGUCUGGCCCCUUUAUGGGGGGACCAUGUUGGACCACCAUCUUCGGCCGAGACGCUCCCUUCGGCGACCCCUUCCUGUACCCGAAGAGAAGCGGCGGCUCGGCCGGUUGUGCAAGGCAUGCCCGUCUGGGUAUGUCGGGGGCAACGAUAGGGGGGUGUUCCGUUUUUCCCUCGGGCAGUGGCUCGAAAGAAGCAGGAAGGGCACACAUAUUGGUGGUCGCAGGGCCGCGCAGAGGCCUCGGAUCGGCGCCGGGCUCCCCCGGCGGCCCGUCCGUCCAGCGCCGCUGCUGCCGCGCUCCACGCGGGGGGAGGGGGUCCGGCGCCGCUCCCAGAGAUCCGCGCGGGCCUCCGAGGGUCUGCAGAUGCCCAUGUGUAGCUGUUCCUAUUAUACUGCUGUGGGCGUUGUUCGUGGUUGAGCGCCCGCUCGGCCGAGCGCUACCACGCGCGCCGCUCUGUGCACAGCCGCGUUUGCUCGGCCAGCUGCGGACGAACAUGUUGUUAGGCAUGGCUCAUGGGGCUUCCAGCUCGCUCUCCUUCUCCGUUGUCCUCCUCGUA
This is a messenger RNA of Prorocentrum cordatum, 2591 nucleotides long. NCBI's taxonomy places the organism in Eukaryota, Dinophyceae, Prorocentrales, Prorocentraceae. The record is from the annotation of a GenBank genome assembly.